Messenger RNA from Octopus bimaculoides (California two-spot octopus), 1601 nucleotides. RefSeq lists its product as uncharacterized. Gene Ontology annotation, molecular function: sequence-specific DNA binding; RNA binding. Gene Ontology annotation, biological process: regulation of transcription by RNA polymerase II; regulation of mRNA processing. The record is from RefSeq and is a predicted model, not a curated record. NCBI's taxonomy places the organism in Eukaryota, Metazoa, Mollusca, Cephalopoda, Octopoda, Octopodidae. Gene Ontology annotation, cellular component: nucleus.
UCUCUUCUCUUCUGUUCGGCUUAGUUUUGUUGUUGUUCUAAGUAAUAUUUAUAUCUGUGUGAAGAUAUAUAUAUAUAUAUAUAAUUUAUUCUUCUCAAUUUAUUUAUAGUUUCUAUUUUAUGUUUUUUUCACUGAAUUUCUGCCUAAAUCAUUAGCUUAGUAUUUUGUUUCUUUUCAAUUUCUCAAAUUUUUUCUUCCCCCUACAACACCAUUUCUAUCCCUCCACCCCGCAUUCUCUGUAUUUCUCCGAAUUUUGAAACAUUGUCCAGUUUCUUCACAUGGAUUUAGCUGACCGAGAUGUCGAAGGAAAACGUCUAAGAUGUGAAAACGCAUCAGAAGAAUCGAGUAGAAAGAACAACGGAGUUUGCGAGAAGAAGAUUCCUUCAGAGGAAGAAAACCAUAGUGGAAUUGAUAAUUUGCAGAUUUCAGACAAUUUAAAUAUGGCUGAAAGUGUGCUACCAAAGAAAGAUGGCACUGCUGAAUCCUUAGCAGUGAAAUCGGAAGAGAACGAGUCAUUAAUUGUACUUGACGAUGAUAUCCAUAACGACCUGGAUGCUGAUUUAACUGCAAGCGGGAAGAAAAUUAAACAGCUGGCUGGUGGCAAAAAGUGCAUCACUACGAAUACCACUGAAGGUGCCACCCCUGCUAAAAUCCAGAAAACUGAGCAGAAGAAAGACAGUAAAGAAGGAAAGACCAAAAGUCCUGCCAAUUCAGAUGACAAGAAAACAAAAGGAAAGGAAUCUGUAAACGUGGCUGAAAAGAAGGAAGAGUUGAACGCUGGAGACAAAGUGGAGUCAGUGAUCAAGGCUGAGAGUAACGAUCAAACCGUAGACACCAAUAAUUCUUCUUCAGUGACCAGAGACCCUGCAGGCCAGAUGGAAACCAAGCUCGCAGAUGCUGGUUCUAAAGAGGCCAGCAAUGGUUCUUCUUCAGAUCAGGUGUCAGAAAAGCCGGAAAACAAAAAUAAUAAUAACUUAAACCAAAGUUCUUCAGAGCCAAAUGUAUUGUCUAACACUUCGAAAGUCAUUAACAAGUCUACUCUGCUGAAAACAGCUGCAAAAUCCGAAGAGAACGAGUCAUUAAUUGUACUCGUUGAUGACAUCCAUAACGACCUGGACGCUGACUUAGCAACAAAUGAAAAGAAAAGUGAGCAAGCAAAUGGCAAAACGUCCACCACCGUCAGCACUACUGAAGCUGAUGCUGGUGCUAAAAGCCAGAAAGACCAAAAGACGGAUAAGAAGGUGGAACAGAAGAAAGAUAGUAAAGAUGCCAAGACCAAAAGUUCUGAAGACACACCUAAAACAAAGAAGGGUAAACCAAAAUCUGCCAAAACUUGUAAUUUGUGGAUUACUGGACUCAAAGCCAACACCAAAGCUGCAAAUCUCAAAGCACUGUUUGUCAAAUAUGGCUGGGUUGUUGCUGCCAAAGUUGUGACAACUGCACGGAUUCCAAGUCGUCGCUGUUAUGGUUUUGUGAUUAUGGCUUCAACUGAAGACGCAAACAACUGCAUCCGUCAUCUCAACCAGACCAAGUUCAAUGGCACAGUUAUUACUGUGAAGAUGGUAGGUGGAGCGAAGUGGAGUUGAGUGCUGUCGAAUGGG